UAAUAUUGAGUUAUUUGAUAUUGAAAUAGUGGAUAAAGAUAAUAAUAUUGAUCAAUUAGAUGAGUUUUUAAAUAAGAACAAUAAUAACAAAAAGACAAAUAAUAAUAAAGAAUAUAACUUGUCUUAUAUUUCAAAAAUAGAAUUUAGUAAAUAUCUUCAAGAAUAG
Molecule: messenger RNA, 166 nt
Organism: Scutellospora calospora
Lineage: Eukaryota; Fungi; Glomeromycota; Glomeromycetes; Diversisporales; Gigasporaceae
Source: the annotation of a GenBank genome assembly